Molecule: messenger RNA, 990 nt
Organism: Trichoderma aggressivum f. europaeum
Lineage: Eukaryota; Fungi; Ascomycota; Sordariomycetes; Hypocreales; Hypocreaceae
Exons: 3
Coding region: 1-990 (329 amino acids)
Cellular component (GO): cytoplasm
Source: RefSeq, a predicted model, not a curated record
AUGGUUCAGCACCUCGGCAAAGAAAUUGGUCCUAUUGGCUUUGGCCUCAUGGGCCUGACAUGGCGCAAGGAUCCUCCUCCCUUGGAAGACGCAAUCGCCGUCAUGAAAGCAGCCGUCGACAAUGGCCUCACCAUGUGGAACGGCGGCGAGUUCUACGGAACUCCCGAGUACAACUCCAUGACCAUCAUCAAGGCCUACUUCACAAAAUAUCCCCAAGAUGCUGAAAAGGUUGUCUUGGUGAUGAAGGGCGGCAUUAAUUCCAAGAUUUUCAAGCCUGAUGGAUCACCUGAAGGUAUUCGCCGGUCGCUCGACAAUAUUCUGGAGCAGAUUGGCGGCGUCAAGAAAGUCGACGCCUUCAACUGCGCCAGACGAGACCCGGAGUAUCCCCUCUCUGUUACGUUUGGAGUGAUCCAGAAGGAGUACAUUGACACCGGCAAGAUUGGUGCUAUUGCGCUCUCCGAGUGUGGUGUCGACACCAUCAAUGAAGCUGCUGCGAUAACCAAGAUUGCCGCCGCCGAAAUCGAGCUCAGCAUGUUUACACCCGACGUCUUGAGCAACGGAAUCGCCGCUGCUUGCAAAAAGCACGACAUUCCCAUCAUUGCAUAUUCGCCAAUCGGAAAGGGUCUGCUCACCGGCGAGUAUAAAAACGUCGAGGACGUCAAGAAGCUAGGAGCAAUUGCUUCGUUCCCGCGCUUCCAACAGGAGCAGCUCGAGCACAACCUCAAGCUCGUUCAGCAAGUCGAGCAGUUCGCCAGCCAAAAGUCGUGCACUCCUGCACAGGUGGCCAUCAACUGGGUGAGGAACAUGUCCAACAGCCCAGAGCUGCCUCUUGUGAUUCCGAUUCCCGGUUCUUCGACGGUUCCACGCGUAGAAGAGAAUGCACGGGUUGUUGAGUUUAGUAAGGAGGAAAUAGAUACCCUCACCAAUCUUGUCACGGGCUUUGAGACUGCUGGCACCAGAUACCCAGCUCAUGCACCGGUCAACACCUAA